AUGAGUAACACUGGGGUGCGCCAAAGAGGUGCUUUCAAGACUGGUAGGAAGGGAUUAAGAGAGAUUACAAGGCCUGGACAAAAGAGAGGCAGAAAUGAGGUAGAGGAAAGUGUGGAAAAUGCGGAGGAUAGCGAGGAUGAGGAGGGUUCUGAUGGGGUUCCAGAUGAGGAGGAGGAUCCGGAGCAACGUAAGGGACAGGUUUACGAUGCGUUGUUGACGUUGUUGAAGAGUGAGCACCCGGAGAAGCGGGCCAAGAAGAAGAAGACAGAACAGAAGUCGACCAAGACAAAGCCAAGUCCUAAGGAUGAGGAUGAGAGCGAGGAUGAAGAAGAGUCAGAGGAUGAGCAACAAGCUAUUGAAGGUGGUCUAGAGGAUGAAAUGAGCGGGGAAGAAGCUGAUUCUGAUGUGUCUGACUUGGAGGAUAGCGAAGAUGAAUCAGAUCCGUUUGAGUCUCACUUUAACAAGUACGACGAAAAGCAUCUCGAAGCCCUUGACAAGGGUUUGACUGCUAGAACUGUAAAGUACAAGACCAUCAAGAAAGAUGUGACAGAGUCAGAGUCGGUGAUCUUCUCGAAACCGUGCUUGGAAGGAGAAGAAAUGGAGCCGUUGAAGGGGAAACAGUCUUUGAACUCGUACUUUGUGAAGCAAAAGUUGAAGAUCGCGAGUGGAUUCCACGACACUGAGCUUCCGCUCACACCUAUUCAGAAGGAGUUGGUUGACCCUAUGUUCCAAUACAAAGAUGUGCUUUAUGAGUACGAGAACUACGCAGACGAAGAGGAGUACAGAGAACUAUACUCGCUACAUGUGCUCAAUCACGUUUACAAGACCAGGGACCGUAUUUUGAAAGACAACCAGAAACUUCAGGACAAUGCGGACCUAGAGCUUCUAGAUCAGGGUUUCACCAGGCCCAAAGUGCUAAUUGUGGUUCCAACCAAAGAUGUGGCCUAUAACGUCGUGAAGAAAAUUAUGAACAAGUCAGGAUUGGACCAAUUCGACAAAAAGUCCAAGUUUGAAGACCAAUUCUUCGAAGAUGCGUUACCGCCAGCUUCAAAGCCCAAGUCAUUCCAGCAUAUUUUCAAGGGAAACACAAACGAUUUCUUCGUGCUAGGCCUCAAGUUCACGAGAAAGUCGAUGAAAUUAUACGCAAACUUCUAUCAGUCUGAUAUCAUCAUCUGUUCCCCAUUGGGUAUCCAAUUGAUUCUUGAAAACACCGAUAAGAAAAAGAGACAAGAUGAUUUCUUAUCGAGUAUAGAAGUUAUGGUCAUCGACCAAUUGCACUCCAUCGAAUAUCAAAACGUAAUGCAUAUUUCCACUAUCUUCCAGCAUAUCAACAAGAUUCCUGAACAGCAGCGCGACACCGAUUUCAGCAGAAUCAGAAUGUGGUACAUCAACGAGCAAGCCAAAUAUUUCCGUCAAACAAUGGUCUUCACGAAAUACAUAUCGCCCUACGCAAAUUCAAUUCUCAACGGGAAGUGCAGAAACCUUGCAGGCAGAUGGAAAAAUCAUAGAAAAAUCUUACCUGAGAACUCGAGUAUCGGUAAACUCGGUUUGAAAGUGAGACAAAUCUUCCAACGGUUCGAUCUAGCAGGUGGUAGCGCCUUGGAUGAACCAGAUUAUAGAUUCAAGUUCUUCACAAGUGUCAUCAUACCAUCAAUUGUCAAGUCUACCGGGUACGAAGAUGGUAUUCUGCUGUAUAUUCCAGAAUACACUGACUUCAUCCGUGUAAGAAACUACUUGAAGGAAAGAACCACCAUCUUGUUCGGUGAGAUCAACGAAUACUCCGAUCAAAAACAAUUGACUUCUAAUAGAGCCAGGUUCCAACAGGGCAAAAUCAAGGUGCUACUAUACACGGAGAGAUUGCACCAUUUCAGAAGAUACGAAAUCAAAAACGUUAAAAGCGUCAUCUUCUACAAACCGCCAGGAAACCCUGAAUUCUACUCCGAAGUUGUGCGUAACAUUGGUAAGAACGUAUUUUUGGGCAACUGUGACAUUAACAUCUCCACUGUAAGAUGCGUUUACAGCAAGAUGGACAGUCUUUCCCUAGAAAGAAUAGUAGGCUCCAGACGUGCUGCGGUAUUAACGCAUGGACAAAAUGAGGUCUAUGAGUUUAAGUAA
Molecule: messenger RNA, 2115 nt
Organism: Kluyveromyces marxianus DMKU3-1042
Lineage: Eukaryota; Fungi; Ascomycota; Saccharomycetes; Saccharomycetales; Saccharomycetaceae
Gene: UTP25
Product: rRNA-binding ribosome biosynthesis protein UTP25
Exons: 1
Coding region: 1-2115 (704 amino acids)
Biological process (GO): maturation of SSU-rRNA from tricistronic rRNA transcript (SSU-rRNA, 5.8S rRNA, LSU-rRNA)
Cellular component (GO): nucleolus; small-subunit processome
Molecular function (GO): U3 snoRNA binding; rRNA binding
Source: RefSeq, a predicted model, not a curated record